Cuscuta campestris is the source of this 2066-nucleotide messenger RNA. NCBI's taxonomy places the organism in Eukaryota, Viridiplantae, Streptophyta, Magnoliopsida, Solanales, Convolvulaceae. The record is from the annotation of a GenBank genome assembly.
CCAUAUGAGACUUCUUUUUUUUUUUCUUCCAAUUUAAAUCGCAUAUUUCAGUUUACGAUAUUUGACUAAAGAUAUUUUCAAAUCAUUUUAUAUAAAAAAUGGUAUAGAGUUAGAUGAAAAUUAUACAUUUUAAAACUACAUCAAAAGAUCUACAAGACUAGUGGUGAUAGGAUUAUAUUAUUUUAUCAAAUGACUAACAAAAAUAGGGAAAGAAAAUGAAUAAUGCUUAGCCAGAGAGAGAAACAGAGAGAAAUGGCUAUGGCUUGUUUCCCCAUUAUUAGCCUGGAGAAGCUUAAUAACACUCAAGAAAGGGCUUCCACUAUGGCACUGAUUAACGAUGCUUGCCAAAACUGGGGAUUCUUUGAGGUGGUGGAUCAUGGGAUACCAGUGGAGCUGUUGGACACAGUGGAGAAGUUGACAAAGGAGCAUUACAAGAAGAGUAUGGAGGAAAGGUUCAAGGAAAUGGUGGCUUCAAGGGGACUUGAUGGUGUCCAGGAUGAGGUCAAUGAUCUUGACUGGGAGUCCACUUUCUUCUUGAGGCAUCUCCCUUCCUCCAACAUCUCCCAAGUCCCAGAUCUUGAAGAUGACUAUAGGAGGGUGAUGAAGGAAUUUGCAACAGAGUUGGAAAAACUGGCUGAGAAGCUGCUGGAUUUGCUGUGUGAGAAUCUGGGACUGGAGGAAGGGUACCUCAAGAAUGCCUUCUGUGGGUCACAGGGUCCUAACUUUGGCACCAAGGUCAGCAGCUACCCUCCAUGUCCCAACCCAGACCUCAUCAAGGGCCUCCGGGCCCACACUGACGCCGGCGGCAUCAUCCUCCUCUUCCAGGACGAUAGAGUCAGCGGCCUCCAGCUUCUCAAGGACGGCCUAUGGGUCGACGUCCCCCCCAUGCGCCACUCCAUCGUCAUCAACAUCGGCGACCAGAUCGAGGUGAUCACAAACGGGAGGUACAAGAGCGUGAUGCACAGAGUGAUAGCCCAGACGGACGGGAACAGAAUGUCGAUUGCGUCCUUCUACAACCCGGGGAAUGACGCCGUGAUCUAUCCGGCGGCGGCGCUGGUGGAGAAGGAAGAGGAGAAGGGGAAGUAUCCACAUAAAGAUCCUUUCUCUGCAUUGCAAUCAUUUACCUCUAAAGAUGGUACUAAAAGGGCAUAUCAAGUGCUUUCUCAUGAGAAACCAAGGAAAAAGACAACGGACGCAAGUGCAAAAAUUGCAAAACAAUAGAGAAGUGUCGAUGCAGCAUUGAAAAAAAGGACAUUCCACACAUAGUUUUUAAGUAAUUCUUCAUAUAAAUUAUCCAUAUAAAAACACAUCGGCGAGAAAGGACAGAUUUAAAAAACUAAAAAAGACCUUGAUUAGUUGCAUAAACUCGCUGCAUUGGUUGUUAAUGAGCUCCUUCCUAGGCCCGCUUGGCUUUGCCAGUUCAUCCAUAACUCCACCCGCAAGCUCCAAAACCUUAACUAUCCUCUGCCAUUAAAACCAACCAAACGUUAACCGUAAGAAUUAACCAUAUGCAUUCCUGCAGAUUUUACAUUAAAAUUGCAUCCACAUGUAUAACCUUUUCAACAUUCUGAAGCCUCUGCAAAGAUGAAUUUUGAGAUAGGGAGUCCAUCAUGCUAUGUGACAAGAAUCGAAUGAUAGUUACAGAUUAAGAACUGUUCUCCGAACCUAAAUAUCACAGGUUCGAGCAAAACAACCUUCUCCUACUCAAACAAAUACAUUAUAGUAGGCCAAUCGUCAUUUAGAUUUCUCCAAACACUUUCACUUUUCGAAUUCAAAAUUCAUACUAUCCAAAAACUCACAAAAAAUGGCCUUUCAGCUUCCGUUGGUCUGUGAUAGGAGACGUUGGUGACCAAUGUCGAACCGGUCUCAGUUGCGAUUUAGACAGGGUUUCGUUGACUGCAACGUCGGAUUCAGAGAUGGAGCCGCUUGUUGGGCUUGGAUUCGGCAGAUUCGUUGUUUCAGAUUUGAGAGUGAGAGAGAGAAGGGCCGGGGCUGCGGUCUGGGCGACGGAAGCUUCUGCAGUUUUGGCUUCGAUCCGAAUAGAUGCUUGACUUUGGAGUUCGGCC